AUGUCAUCGUCCGGUAAAGACAACAGCGGUGCCCAACAUGCCAAUUAUGUGGGACCUUACCGUUUGGAGAAGACGCUCGGGAAAGGACAGACAGGAUUGGUCAAGCUCGGAGUUCACUGUGUAACAUGCCAGAAAGUCGCCAUAAAGAUUGUCAACCGUGAGAAACUCAGUGAGUCAGUACUAAUGAAGGUGGAGCGAGAAAUAGCUAUUCUGAAGCUCAUAGAACACCCGCAUGUUUUAAAGCUACAUGAUGUCUACGAAAAUAAAAAAUACUUGUACCUUGUGCUAGAACACGUGUCUGGUGGUGAGCUGUUUGACUACUUGGUGAAGAAAGGCAGGUUAACGCCUAAAGAGGCCAGGAAAUUCUUUAGACAGAUCAUGUCUGCCCUGGAUUUUUGCCACAGUCAUUCCAUAUGCCACAGGGAUCUGAAGCCAGAGAACCUGUUGCUAGAUGAAAAGAACAACAUCAGGAUAGCAGACUUCGGUAUGGCCUCCCUUCAGGUUGGAGACAGUCUGCUGGAAACCAGCUGUGGAUCUCCACACUACGCCUGUCCAGAGGUCAUCAGGGGAGAGAAGUAUGACGGGAGGAAAGCAGACGUCUGGAGCUGUGGGGUCAUUCUUUUUGCCCUGUUGGUGGGCGCCCUGCCGUUCGAUGACGACAACCUGAGAAAUCUUCUGGAGAAGGUGAAGUUGGGAGUGUUUCACAUGCCCCACUUUAUCCCUCCAGACUGUCAGAACCUUCUCCGGGGCAUGAUUGAAGUGGAUGCUACCAAAAGACUAACGUUAGAACAGAUCCAGAAGCACACAUGGUACAUAGGGGGGAAGAACGAGCCAGAGCCAGAGCAGCCUGUCCCUAGGAAGGUGACCAUCCGCAGCCUGCCCUCUGCAGAUGACAUCGACCCAGACGUACUGGACAGCAUGCACUCCCUGGGCUGCUUCAGAGACAAAAACAAACUACUGAAAGACCUGCUCUCAGAUGAUGACAACCAAGAAAAGAUGAUCUACUUCCUUUUACUGGACCGUAAGGAGAGGUACCCCAGUCAGGAAGACCAGAACCUUCCCCCUCGAAAUGAGAUUGAUCCCCCGAGGAAGAGGGUGGACUCUCCCAUGUUGAACCGUCAUGGCAAGAGGAGACCAGAGAGGAAGUCCAUGGAGGUUCUCAGUGUUACAGACGGAGGCUCGCCUGUACCAGCCAGGAGGGCUAUCGACAUGACACAGCAUGGACAAAGGUCGCGGUCUAUUAGUGGAGCCUCCUCUGGCCUCUCCACCAGCCCCCUCAGCAGCCCACGGGUUACCCCUCACCCUUCCCCUCGAGGCAGCCCCCUCCCCACCCCAAAGGGCACUCCAGUGCACACUCCCAAGGACAGCCCAGCUGGGACACCCACCCCGACGCCACCCCCCAGCCCAUCCAUCGGAGGCAUGCCAUGGAGGACGCGCCUCAACUCCAUCAAGAACAGCUUCCUGGGCUCACCACGCUUCCACCGCAGGAAAUUACAAGUUCCCACACAAGAGGAGAUGUCCAGUCUCACACCAGAGUCUUCCCCAGAACUUGCCAAAAAAUCCUGGUUUGGUAACUUCAUCAACCUGGAAAAAGAGGAGCAGAUCUUCAUUGUCAUCAAAGACAAGCCUCUCAGCUCCAUCAAGGCAGACAUCGUUCAAGCCUUUCUCUCGAUCCCCAGCUUGAGCCACAGUGUGAUCUCUCAGACCAGUUUCCGAGCAGAGUACAAAUCCACAGCCGGCCCUACAGUCUUCCAGAAGCCGGUCAAAUUCCAGGUGGAUAUCACCUACACGGAGAGCACAGCUGCCACCAAGGAGAAUGGCAUCUACUCUGUCACCUUCACCCUGCUUUCAGGACCCAGCCGGCGCUUUAAGCGAGUAGUGGAGACGAUUCAAAGUCAGUUGUUAAGCACACAUGACCAGCCUGGGGUCCAACAGCUGUCUGGCAGCCCAUUGAGUAACUUCUUUGACGUAAUUAAACAACUUUUUUCAGACGAGAAGAACGGACAGGUGCCCUACCCCUCUGGCACGCCCUCCAAGCACUGCCCCUCGCCCAUGCACGUCCGGAGGCACGAGCCAGAAAGUAAUGACACCAAAUGCCCCACUGCGGGUCACGACAGAGCCAAGUUGUCGGUGGCAUCUUUGGGUACACAAGAGGAGUCUUAG
Molecule: messenger RNA, 2163 nt
Organism: Scomber japonicus (chub mackerel)
Lineage: Eukaryota; Metazoa; Chordata; Actinopteri; Scombriformes; Scombridae
Gene: brsk2a
Product: BR serine/threonine kinase 2a
Exons: 19
Coding region: 1-2163 (720 amino acids)
Biological process (GO): microtubule cytoskeleton organization; protein phosphorylation; intracellular signal transduction
Cellular component (GO): cytoplasm
Molecular function (GO): protein serine/threonine kinase activity; tau-protein kinase activity; ATP binding
Source: RefSeq, a predicted model, not a curated record